Messenger RNA from Meriones unguiculatus (Mongolian gerbil), 2790 nucleotides. It is a transcript of the gene Angptl4, whose product is annotated as angiopoietin like 4. NCBI's taxonomy places the organism in Eukaryota, Metazoa, Chordata, Mammalia, Rodentia, Muridae. Gene Ontology annotation, molecular function: enzyme inhibitor activity. The coding region runs from base 1075 to 2307 and encodes 410 amino acids. The record is from RefSeq and is a predicted model, not a curated record. The transcript has 7 exons. Gene Ontology annotation, biological process: triglyceride homeostasis.
UGGGAUUACAGGUGAGUACCACGGGUUUGUUGUUACCUUUGUUAUUUUGAGAGCUGGUUCAGAAUAGCCCAGGCUGACUUCAAACUCACUUGUGUAGCUCAAGAUGAAUUCUUUUGCUCCUUGUCCCAGAGCUGGAAUGACAGACUGCGCCUCAGGGACAGUUCCUGCUUUAAUGCUGGUAAAUUUCGUAGGUGGAGGGCAGGCAACCAGAGGAGGCCUAGAGUUGCAAUCUGUGCGAUGAAGGCAGAAAUCCCAGCAACUAGAGCAUUGACAAUUUAGCCAGGAAGAGAGUAAUUGAACAAGGGCAUUAGUGACCUUCCCAAACACAUCUGCAUUGACGAAUCCUUGAGCUGGAAAGGCCUCUGGCGGAAGUGAGAGUGGGACAGGGGUUCCAGCCUGGUCUGGGGGAUUGCACAUCCCAGAAAACCUCCAAGAGGCAGGGGAACAAGGUUCUGUAAUUCCCCCCGCUUGCCACCUGAACUUUGCCGCCAGGGAGAGAACUUUCUGCCAUCUAACUGUGGCUCAUUCUGCUUCUGACUUGGUAAGGGGUUAGUCAAGAGAGCUUCCACGUCCUGAUUGACUUGUGCGCCCUUUCCUCCGUUGAACCGGGCGGGAGCGGGAUGACGGGUUAGGGUUGGGAAUUUCCGGGAUUAGAGUGGACCAUACAGUGAAGUCACGUCGCUCCUGGGAUCGUGGGGAAGGCCAAGCAGGGAUCCCCAAGGACUCUUCACCCUGACAUACACAGACAGGCGCGCGCGCGCGCGCACACACACACACACACACACACACACACCUAGUGACUACAAGGUCUGUUGCACAGCACCCUAACACUUGGCCGCUCGCCCCGCCCCUGGCCCCGCCUCCGAGGCUCUCCCUCCCACUCCCACAACCGCUUUAUAAAAUGGGGCGUUGGAUGCAACCGGGAAAAGCGGAACAGCUGUGAGCUCCAGGCCUUCUUCAGCACUGGAGCAAGUCUAAGCCUAAACCGGCCUCCCCAGAACUCCCGCUACUGGGUCUCGAACCCCUGCGUCCCGGAGUUCUAGCGUUGCUGUACCUAAGGCCAUCCCGGGAAUCAUGCGUUGCGCUCCGACAGCAGGCGCAGUCCUGGUGCUGUGCGCAGCUACUACGGGGCUGCUGAGCGCGCAGGGCCGCCCUGCACAGCCCGAUUCACAGCGCUUCGCAUCCUGGGACGAGAUGAACUUGCUGGCUCACGGGCUGCUGCAGCUCGGCCAUGGGCUGCGCGAACACGUGGAGCGCACCCGUGGGCAGCUAGGCGCGCUGGAACGCCGCAUGGCUGCGUGUGGAAACGCUUGUCAGGGGCCCAAGGAGAAAGACGCAUCCUCCAAAGACCCAGAGGGUAGAGUCCUUGACAGCGAGACCGCUCCUGAGACUCUGCAGAGUUUGCAGACACAGCUCAAGGCCCAGAACAACAAAAUCCAGCAACUGUUCCAGAAGGUAGCCCAGCAGCAGAGACACCUAGCCAAGCAGAAUCUGAGAAUACAGAAUCUUCAGAGCCAGAUUGGCCUCCUGGUCCCCACACACCUAGACAACGGGGUGGCCAAAACUUCAAGAGGAAAGAGGCUUCCGAAGAUGGCGCAGCUCAUUGGUCUGACUCCCAAUGCCACCCAUUCCCACAGACCUCCCCGGGACUGCCAGGAUCUCUUCCAAGAAGGGGAGCGGCAUAGUGGACUUUUCCAGAUCCAGCCUCAGGGUUCCCCACCGUUUUUGGUCAAUUGUGAGAUGACUUCAGAUGGAGGCUGGACAGUGAUUCAGAGACGCCUAAAUGGCUCUGUGGACUUCAACCAGUCCUGGGAAGCCUACAAGGAUGGCUUUGGAGAUCCCCAAGGCGAGUUCUGGCUGGGCCUGGAGAAGAUGCACAGUAUCACAGGAGACCGAGGCAGCCAGCUGGCUGUGCAGCUCCAGGACUGGGAUGGCAAUGCCAAAUUGCUCCAGUUUCCCAUCCACUUGGGGGGCGAAGAUACAGCCUACAGCCUACAACUCACAGAGCCCACAGCCAGUGAGCUAGGUGCCACCAAUGUUUCUCCCAAUGGCCUUUCCCUGCCCUUCUCUACCUGGGACCAAGACCACGACCUUCGAGGGGAUCUCAACUGUGCCAAGAGCCUCUCUGGUGGCUGGUGGUUUGGCACCUGCAGCCAUUCCAAUCUCAAUGGACAGUACUUCCACUCCAUUCCACGGCAGCGGCAGCAGCGUAAAAAGGGGAUCUUCUGGAAAACAUGGAAAGGCCGCUACUACCCACUACAGGCUACCACCCUGCUGAUCCAGCCCAUGGAGGCUGCAAACUCCUAGCCUCCUCACUGGAGUUUGGUUCCAGGCCUAAGAGGACAAUGACUUUGGUUGUGGCCCUAAGAUGUAGCCACUCUCUGCUAGGGUCAGGAGCUCCAAGUGGGGCUAUCUGGACCUUGUGGACAGAGAAAAAGCCCACAGCUGGAGAGACUGGAGGACCCCUUUUCUGUGUUGGGGUCUGCAGGCAUUAUUGUCUGAAACAGAGCAACAGGAAACAGAUGGCCCAGACCCAGGAAGCAUGAGCUCGAGGGGCAUAGAGUCUCACUUCUCGCCUACCAGAGAAGUCGGGGAUGCAAAGUGACAAUUUGGGUCCAACUAGCUGGGCCCUUAAGGGCAGACUCAGUCAUAUUGACUGGCUGGGAGACAGGGUUCCCAGGAACCCUGGGUAUACUCAUGGUGCUGUUGUGGAUGCUGUGGAUAAAUGGGUGCCAACUGUGGUUCUCAGGCGCAGCUCACAGCAUUCUUGGAAUAAAAAUAACCUCGGAA